AUGCUGCUGUCAGCGGUUCGGAGAGAGUACCCAGAUCCACGAACCGUGACCUUGGCAAUGACCCUGGGUUACUGGGACAUCCGCGGGCUGGCUCACGCCAUCCCCCUGCUCCUGGAGUACACAGACUCAAAACUGGAGAAGUACCCGAUGGGGGACGCUCCCAACUAUGACAGAAGCCAGUGGCUGAAUGAAAAAUCCAAGCUGGGCCUGGACUUCCCCAGUCUGCCCUACUUAAUUGAUGGGGCUCACAAGCUCACCCAGAGCAAUGCCAUCCUUCGCUACAUUGCUCACAAGUACAACAUGUGUGGGGAGACAGAGGAAGAGAAGAUUCGCGCGGAUGUAUUGGAGAACCGUAUGGAUGUCUGCUUGUGCAUGGCCAUGAUCUGCUACAGCUCUGACUUUGAGAAACUAAGGCCUGAUUACUUGAAGGAGAUCCCUAAAACGAUGAAGCUCUUCUCAGAUUUUCUGGGGAAGAGGCCCUGGUUUGCAGGGGACAAGCUCACCUAUGUGGAUUUCCUGGCUUACGACGUCCUUGACAUGCACCGCAUAUUUGAGCCCAAGUGCCUGGAUGAAUUACCAAACCUGAAAGACUUCAUUUCCCGUUUUGAGGUGAUUCUCCUGAUCCCUCUAGUAUUUAUAUCUCUCUUCUCUUCCUUCUCUUCACUGAUGCUUUCCUAGUUGGAACCCAAAUGAAGAAUAACAUUUAAUGAGGACUUGGUUUAUGCCAGAAUCUCUGCUCAGCUUCUAACAUAUAUUGUGUCAAAUUUAAUCUUUAUAACAUUCCUCCGUGGUAAAAGAAUUAUCCUCUUCAUUUUACAGAUAAGGAAUUAAGCUGAAAAGAUAAGUAAUUUCUGAAGGUCACAGAGCUGGUACAGGCUGUGCUGGACUCCCAGUCAGAGC
Molecule: messenger RNA, 900 nt
Organism: Kogia breviceps (pygmy sperm whale)
Lineage: Eukaryota; Metazoa; Chordata; Mammalia; Artiodactyla; Physeteridae
Source: RefSeq, a predicted model, not a curated record